UGCAAACUGAGGAGAAAGGGAAAGCCAGGGGAUCAGACUGCCUGUGAGUAGGCUCGUCUGUGGUCUCUCAGCUUUUCUAUCAACAGGAAUCUGAGGAAUUACUGCCUCACUAAAGUCUGCUGCUGCUACAGAUUCAGUGCAGUUUCUGCUCUCUGAUGCCCUUUCACUUCUUUUCUCUCCUUUACCUCUAAAAUGAUAGAGUAGAUGAAUGGCAGUGCAGGUGUAUCUGUGUUGAAAAGGUGGUGAUUUGGUAGAUCCUUGUGCUGAUGUCUGUGUUUAGAAGCAUUUAUGUAUUAGUAAAAUUACAAGAGAAAUUUAGCCCACUGAAGAAUGUUUCUUUGUCUUGUGGAUCUAUUUCUGUUGAAGUAAACUGGAAGAGAGGUGAGUGAAAAAGGGAUUUGGGGGUCAGUGGGUGUUACAGCAGGGCAGUAAAAUCUGUAAAGAUGUGUGGAUUCAGCAGUGUGCAGCAGUGUACUGGGGAUACUGGGAGCUGUAACAGUGCCACAGGGAAAGGACAUGGGUCACAACAGCCCCAUUCCUAUCUCAUGCAGUUAAAUUCCAGUGGAGUUAACCUCCGUUAGAAAUGAGAAAACCUGUUUGUGUUCUGACAGUGGGAGUAGAAAGAUGGGAUUCUAAUAUGUUGGCAUAGACCCCCCCCAAAUAGGGGACUAUGGAGGAGUCAUUUAAUCUUCUGAUGCCCAAUGUCUCCCAUUUCUCAGAGUGAGCUUGCUGGCAACAGUGGAGGUGGAGUGCUAUGUGUGCCAGCUGUAGGGAAAGCCUCAGCGAGGCGCUCAGAGCAAUGAAGAGGCUUUCUUUCACUGUUUUUAAUGGUCUCAAUUUUUACCUGUUCUGCUGCUGGCAAGUCUGAUGAAUUGUAACUUCCUACAGUUUGAAUCACCAUUUUCUUCUACCUGUCCAACAGUUCACUUUCUGAUUGCCCUCCUGGUGCACUUAAUUUAAGAUACAACACAGGGAGGGCAUCCUGUUCCCCUGGGCUCAUGAGAGCAGCUGGGCUGAGAACCACUGGCAGCAGCUCUGGCAGCUCCUGUGAGAGCCUGUCCCUAUUCCAAUCUGCUGCUGCUUUGUCCUCCUUCCAGCACCUCAGCAUCACAGGAUGGCUGACAUGGGAAGGGACCUCUGGGUCAUCUGCUCCAAUCCCUGCUCCAGCAGGGACACCUACCUCAGGCUGCCCAGGAUCAUGUCCAGAUGCCUUUUGAGGAACUCCAAGGAUUAGACUCCACAACCAAUCUGGGCAACCUGUGCCACUGGAGUGAAGAUGGGAGCCACCACUGUGCCUCACUGGAUCGUGCUGCCCAGGGCCCAAAGGAAGGCAAGAGCAAGGGGCAGAGCAACAGGCUGGCCUACACUGUCACUGACAUACCCCCCUGGUACCUGUGCAUCUUGCUGGGUAUUCAGCAUUUCCUAACAGCCAUGGGAGGUCUGGUAGCCAUCCCACUGAUCCUCUCCAAAGAGCUCUGUCUUCAGCAUGACCUCCUCACCCAGAGCCACUUGAUAAGCACCAUCUUCUUUGUCUCAGGAAUUUGCACCCUGCUUCAAGUCCUCUUUGGAGUCAGGCUGCCUAUUAUUCAAGGAGGAACUUUUUCCUUCUUGACCCCCACCCUGGCCAUGCUGUCUCUCCCCAAGUGGAAGUGCCCUGCCUGGACGGAGAAUGCCACGCUGGUGAACGCUUCUUCACCUGAGUUCAUUGAAGUCUGGCAGACACGGAUUCGAGAGGUGCAAGGAGCUAUCAUUGUGGCUUCUUGCUUUCAAAUCUUUGUUGGAUUUUCUGGCCUUGUUGGAUUUCUGAUGAGAUUCAUUGGCCCCCUGACAAUAGCCCCCACCAUCACCUUGGUUGCUCUGCCUCUCUUUGACUCGGCUGGGGAUAAAGCUGGACAGCACUGGGGCAUAGCAUUCAUGACUGUUUUUUUCAUAGUUCUGUUCUCUCAGUACCUGAAGAAUGUCCCUGUGCCACUGCCAUCGUAUCAGAGAGGCAAGAAGUGCCACUUCUCCCCCAUCUACAUCUUCCAGAUCUUCCCGGUGCUGCUGGGGCUGUCCCUGAGCUGGCUGCUCUGCUACGUGUUGACGGUGACUGACGUCCUCCCCACGGACCCCACUGCUUACGGCCACCUGGCACGGACAGACACCCACGGGGACGUCUUAUCUCAGGCUCCCUGGUUUCGGCUCCCUUACCCAGGACAGUGGGGAACGCCAACAGUCAGCUUGGCUGGGAUAUUCGGCAUCCUGGCCGGGGUGAUCUCCUCCAUGCUGGAGUCCAUGGGGGAUUACUAUGCCUGUGCCCGCCUGUCUGGUGCCCCACCACCACCGAAGCAUGCCAUCAACCGUGGGAUCGGUGUGGAAGGCAUUGGCUGCCUCCUGGCUGGAGCCUGGGGAACAGGAAACGGCACCACGUCCUACAGUGAGAACGUGGGGGCCCUGGGCAUCACCAAGGUAGGGAGUCGCAUGGUGAUCAUUGCUGGUGCCUGUGCCAUGCUCCUGAGCGGCGUCUUUGGGAAAGCGGGGGCAAUGCUUGCCAGCAUACCCACUCCUGUCAUCGGAGGCCUGUUCCUCGUGAUGUUUGGCAUUAUCACCGCAGUGGGGAUUUCCAAUUUGCAGUACACGGAUAUGAACUCCUCCAGAAACAUCUUUAUAUUUGGAUUCUCUGUGUUUGCUGGACUCGCAGUUCCCAACUGGGCAAACAAAAAUCAUACGCUGCUAGAAACAGAAAUCAUCCAGCUGGACCAGGUGAUCCAGGUGCUUCUCACCACUGGCAUGUUUGUGGGUGGGCUCUUGGGGUUUAUCCUCGAUAACACCAUUCCAGGAACACAGGAGGAGCGGGGUCUCCUGGCAUGGAAGCACAGCCACAAGGGAGAGGUGGACAACUCCCAGCUCAUUUCCAAGGUCUAUGAUCUUCCAUUUGGCAUAGGCACAAAAUACUGUGCUGUCUCUUGGUUUCGGUAUCUCCCUGCUUGCCCCCAAAAACUACCUAGUGGCAAGAAAAUGGAUGAACUGAAGGCUGCUGGACAAGAAAGCAGUGUUAAAGCAAGCUUAGAAAGAGACUCUGAGAUAGGUGCUGAUACAAGGAUAUAAGCACCAGGCCUGAAGAUAAACUCUUCUCUCAAGCAAAGGUAUGAAAAGCAUGUCUGCAGCCCCCAUCAUUUGAACUGGAGCAAGAGAAUGACAAUGCCUUUCUUUUCUUAACUGUCUCCAGUGCCACUGGUGACCUUGAGGGAAUCAUUUUUCUUCUCCCUGCUCCUGCCUGCCCACCUCUAGGAAGGACGCAGUACUGCUUUGGGAAAUGCCUAGGAAGGAUGUUCAGUUUCCUUCCUUGCACUGAGCCUUGGGAACCCUGAGGAACAGUUUUUAGGCUGAAGCAGAACUCUUCCUUUCCCCUGUUCUGACUGCCCUUGGGGCCACAGGAGAAGGCAUCUCUACCAUGCUUAUGCAUCCUUUGGGCUGAGGUUUAUCCCCUCCACCUUAAUCAUCUGUAAUGGCAAGGUUCACCUCUCAGCUUGUGGUUUACACCUUUUCCUGGCCAAAGGAAAGAAGUGGGCACCUGUAGGCCAUGACUCCUCUCUCUCCUGUGAUGCUUUAAAGUCAAAUGAAUGAUGUUGGAAAAGCAGCAUCUAAGGUUAAUGGGAUGAAUUGUCUUCUGAAGUUGCCUCUCCUUACCUACACUGCAGAGAGAUCUACAGACUCCACUUAGGUUACUGAUCUGUUAGAAACAACCAGCUUUACUGAAAGAAAUUCAGCUGGGAUGCUGGGAGCCAGCUUCCCCAGGGUACCAAAUUGCACAGAGAUGAAGGAAUGUUUAUCAGAGAUGAAGGACAAAACUUCUGCUUGUAGUGUGACAUACCUCUGCUACUGCUAAAUUCUGUGUGUCCCCACUGUCCUUGACUUGGCUUGGUGAUUGUGUAGUGACAGCCACUUCUCUAGAAAACAGCUUGCAGACUCUUGCUGUUUUCUACUCUCAGCACAAACAGCCUUAACCUGUUAAUAAUGUGACUGCACGUGGUGUUGGCUGCUGCUGACAUGUAAUAAUAUUGCUAUAGCAUUAAGCUGUAAUUUCCUGCACUGAGAUUUAUACUUAAAUAUAUUUUUUGGGAAAAAUAAAUAACACAUGCAACUGAAUGAUAUU
Molecule: messenger RNA, 4135 nt
Organism: Tympanuchus pallidicinctus (lesser prairie-chicken)
Lineage: Eukaryota; Metazoa; Chordata; Aves; Galliformes; Phasianidae
Product: solute carrier family 23 member 1-like
Exons: 12
Coding region: 1207-3087 (626 amino acids)
Biological process (GO): transmembrane transport
Cellular component (GO): membrane
Molecular function (GO): transmembrane transporter activity
Source: RefSeq, a predicted model, not a curated record